AAUGAAGAACGCUAGUGAAGGAAUUUCAUUCUGAACCUGGACCUUUUUUAAAAAAAUGUACAAUUGGCGAUGCUUUCUCGCUAUUAUAUUUGUACUUGUUUGGUACUUCUCAGAGUUUGGACAAAUAUGGACACAAGCGUUCUUUUGUUUUUUAUGCUUUUUAAAUUUCCCUUUCAAAAAGCAAGACCGUGAAACAAGCACUCAAACGGAUGAUACACCCGAGGAAACAGCACGACAGUCAAAGAAAGGUCACAAUGUUGGUGCCAUUGAUGAGACUGAUGCCGCCAGAACCGGACAAAUUGUGUCUCAGACAAAGCAAUUUCCAAAUGUACAGAGGUCUCUCCUCCGGGUGUUUAAAUGUGCCUAUACUCACCUGAUCCAGCCAUGGUACACUGUCCCAGAACUUGGCGACAGUCAGCCCCUUUAUAGGGCACUACAGGAGGAGUAUAGUUUUGUUGUCGAGAAAAUUAUUUGCAAGGCCAAGAACUUUGAUCUGUCUGCUACAAGUGUGGGUUGUAUUAGGAUCUUCACUCACCACCUGCAUAAUGCAAAACAGUCAGACAGAUCUCCAGUGUUCAGUUCAAGGUCAGAGGAAAUGGCAGUCCUCAGAACUUUCUCUGAAGCUCUGGUGCGAAACCUUUUCCCUGAGUACCUCUGGGAAGCAAAACUCUACCAGUCUGUCCUAACUGAGAUUGUAGCUACAAAAGCACUUGAUGUGCUUGUGACAUGCCUCUGUAAUCCAGACAACCUGAAUCAGAUGGUGGUUUUGCAGUUGGAUAGAGUAACCCCUAAAAGCUCAAUGGGAGACCUGGUAAACUCAAAUAGGGAAGGCACACCAUCCUCUAUGGGAAGUGAAGAAGCAGAAGAAUUGACAGAUGAAGCAGAGGACGGUCGGUCUGAAGACAUUAAAGGAAAGAAGAAGGGCAAUAGAAUCAAAGAACAAUUUUCUAAAUUUGUUGAUAAGGUCAAGUUAAAGAAAGCCAAAAAGAACAAACUCAAGAAGGAGCAAGAGCUUUUUCAGAGGGCUUUAUCAGCACGUAGAUCUGCUGUUAUUGAAGAUGAUGGUGCAUGCAGCAGAGAGGGCUCCAUCAAAAGCUGCCUGGACUCUGAUUAUGACAGUGAAACGGAUGUUUACCUAACAACUCUCCAAGAGGAUUUGAUGGAGUUUAAGCUUUCCUAUGAGAUGUGGCGGGUGGGGAAAUGGGCAGUCCGUGUCACAAAUGUUCAGAAGGAAAGUGAAGAUCUGUGUUUCACGGUUCACCUGGAGGAAAGAAAUAACCCUGAGAAUCUCCACUGGGAUGUGAAAAAGACCCAGUCAGAUAUACUUAAUUUUUAUAGCCUCUGGCAGGUGAGAGGGGAAAUGGAUACUUCCACUUUACCCUCUAUUUCUGCAAUAGUAGAAAACACAGAAAAGGAACUUGAUGACGCAAACACAGAGGAAGUGAGAUCAGCCUUUGAGCACUUUUUACAGGAGCUGGUUUCUGAUGCGCAGCUUGGUCACACUCAGCCUGUAUUCCAGUUCUUGGGCCCUUUUGCAGGGCUGCUGAGUGAUAAGGAACAUGAGGGAGGUGUGUGGAGUCUUCUAAAUGGACUUGCAAGCUUCCUCACUCCUAGCCACGAUGAGGAAGAGUCCCAGAACUGUAGAGGAGAGGAUAAGCUUGAAGCUGAAGCAGGAGCCCCAAAACAUCACGGUGGACCGACAGCACAGCAAGCCUGCAUUGAUACACAAGAGCCAAAGGGGGGUGUUGUAGAAGGGCCAAUGGCUACAAUCGUACGGUUUUGUAACCCCCAUGAAGAGACUGACCCCUUUAAAAGUAAAGAACCAGAUAUACAAGACAACGAUCAGAUCUCUGAGGAUGCUGAUGUGGUUUCUGAUGGGCAGGAGAGUCUUGCUGAGAGCGUGGAUAUCUUUGUUAAUAGGUCAAAAUUAGUCAUUCCCACAGUAUACUCCAAUGAUAUCUCAAGCUCAGUCAUGAGCCAUACUGAAGGCUUGCAGUCUGACUCAGUCGACGGCGUUAGAAUUGCCCAGUAUGGGGUCAAAACAAACAAAAAAGAAAAGCUAACUUACAAAAAGUCAAAUGGAUCACAAAAGUUCAAAGUAAAAGAGAAAACUGGACAGUUCAAGGACGAGAUGACAAAUCAGCCUCAGAAAAAGGAACCCCAGACCAAUUGGGAGCAGGUUGAGGCCACCAAAGCCAUAUUUGAUUUAUUGAAGGAAAUAACCGGUAACUCAGUCCUCAUUAAUAUUGUUGAUGCCAUUCUAAAACCAGUCCAGCCUUUGGUAAAGAAGAAAAUAAACAACUUUUUAAAAAGGAUGCAUCCUACCAAAGAUCAGAUUGCAUCCUACAUUGACAUUUUCCGGGAGAAGAUAUGGCCAGAUGGAAACGUACCCCAACAGCCGCCACGGGACAGUGAGGAGAAAAAAGAGACCAAGGAAAAGGCUUUGCAGCUUAUAAAUUCAAAAUAUUCAAACUCUCUAAUCUUUAAGAAGACUGAUGUGGAAGCGGUGUUUAAGAUAUUCCAAGACACGGAGGAGAACAAGAAACUGGUCUAUAGGCUGCUUUCGUAUGUUCUAAUGGAGUUCCUGCCUGGAGAACCUGCCUUCAGUUCAAUAGCUAAUCUAACUGUGAAGGAUUGUUUUUCAUUAUAGAAAAAGGGUAUUUUAUUUUAUUAUUUUAAUAAUUUGUUUUUAAAUGUGCAUUACUUAAUAUUUUAUAUGAAUAUUCUUCAAAGAUGCAUUCUGAUAUUCCUCAUUGAGGCCAUGAGCAGCAUGAACACUUGUUUAUUGAUUUAUUGAUAUUUUAUAUUCA
Rhinichthys klamathensis goyatoka is the source of this 2810-nucleotide messenger RNA. RefSeq lists its product as uncharacterized. Gene Ontology annotation, molecular function: phosphatidylinositol binding. Gene Ontology annotation, cellular component: intracellular membrane-bounded organelle; early endosome membrane. The record is from RefSeq and is a predicted model, not a curated record. Lineage: Eukaryota; Metazoa; Chordata; Actinopteri; Cypriniformes; Leuciscidae. Bases 56 to 2650 code for a protein of 864 amino acids. The transcript has 16 exons.